Messenger RNA from Solanum stenotomum, 1017 nucleotides. RefSeq names its product F-box protein At3g08750-like. The record is from RefSeq and is a predicted model, not a curated record. Gene Ontology annotation, molecular function: protein binding. Lineage: Eukaryota; Viridiplantae; Streptophyta; Magnoliopsida; Solanales; Solanaceae. The transcript has a single exon. Bases 1 to 1017 code for a protein of 338 amino acids.
AUGGAUAGUUGUCUGGCUAAUUCCCCUGAAGAUAUAGUGAAGGAUAUUUUGGUGAGGUGUCUUGUGAAGUCGUUGUUGAGAUUCAAAUGCGUCUGUAAGAAUUGGUGCACUCUUAUCAAAACCUCUGAAUUUGUUCAACAACACUUGAAAAAUCAUAGCCCCCCUAAACUCUUGAUUUAUGAUAAUGGUGACAUUGAUGAUGAUGAGGACGACCUUUCCAUAACCUUGAUUUCCGAAGAACAUCCGCGAAGGUUCAUAGGUAUGAAACAACUCUUCGAUUCUGUGGAUGGCUUGUUUUUUAUGGUUGGAGAAAUUGAUCGUGAGGUUUCAUGUGCAUUAUGGAAUCCUGGGACUAGGGAGGUGAAACCCCUCCAUCUCCCUAUCCCAGUUGCCACAAUCCAUGAUUCCCCGGUGUUCGGGUUUGGAUUGGACCCCUUGACUUAUGACUAUAAAGUGGUUUACUUUCACAUGAAUAAUUUGUGUGAACAUUAUGCAUCGGUCUACUCGUGUUCUAGGGACUUGUGGAGAAUUUUCAAACCUAAAAUCCCCUACUUUACAGACGUCAAACACACAUUUGGUACUGCUUAUUUGAAUGGAACUUAUUAUUGGCUGCUAAUUGGGGGCCGCCAUAGUAAUUACACCAUUCUUUUGUUCGACUUUGGGAGUGAAAUGUUUAAAGAGAUUGAAGGGCCAGGUCAUCAAUCUGUUGAUACUAACAUGUUGGGUUUGAUGUCGGUUGAUAGUUCCAUUGCCAUCUUGAACUUAAACCCGCGUAUUGUGUUUGCUUAUGAUAUAUGGGUAAUGAUCCAACCAGGUGUAUGGAACAAACUUGUUACCUUUCAAUGCUUCUUUAGGAUUAAGUCUUGUUAUGAUAGCUCUCUCAUUUUGGCAACUAAAGAUUCUCAACUGGUCUCCUAUGAUAUUCGGACUAACAAGACGAGGCAUCUUGGAUUUCAACAUCCGGGCUUGAGAAAAGAUGCAGAGUAUGAUGGCGGUUGUGGAGUUUUUUUAUUAUAA